AGCGGUUACAUGAUACGUAAUUUUAUAAUGUUUUUAUGCAAAACAUUACGCUAUUGUUCAAGAUCAGUGUUUUGCCUUAAUUUUUAAUACGUGAAUACUUGCGUAAAAUAUUUGCUAGCUUCAUUUUGAAAUAAACACAGAAGUUAGAAUAAAUCAUAUAAAACUUAUAAAAUAGCUAGAAUAUUAAUUUUAUUCCAAUCUCAAAAGGAUCGAUCGUAUUAAAAUUAAAUUUGUAAUUAGUUGAGUUUCUCUAACAGCAGAAAUAAUUUUAACCUUCGGCAUUGUACAUCAAAAAGGUAGUAUUUAAUAAGCAACAUCAAAUGGCGAAACAGUUAUCUCUAAUAAAUGGGGCAAAUGGAAGUCAAAAGUUUUCGUCGUAAGAAUUGCGUUCUAAAUAAUUAUAAUAAUCAUGUUUAUUUUAACACUAAGCAUAAAAAUGACUUUUGCAUUUUCCCGCCAGCUUAAGGUCAUUCACCUUACAACAGCUUCAGACCAUCAGCUGGCUCUUUUGCUGGGAAAUAAAUUUAAUAUUUUGGUGUAUUAAAUAAUAAUUAAGUAAACAUGUAGUGUUAAGUAGUUGUAUUUAGUGAUAAUAUAAAAACAAAACAUUAAGUAAACAGUGCAAAUGUGAAUAAGGAGCUUCAUUAAGAUGGAAGUCCUGAAUCAAUCUUGUAGAACCUGCCUACGAAAAUUAGACGAUAAGUUUUACGGUUUGGAUCAUAUAGAACAGUUUGAAGACAUCACUUUGACGGCAAAAUUGUUAGCGUGUGUUCCAGAAAUGAACCUGGACAGCUGGAGUGCAUCUUUAUGUUUUUCAUGUACAGCUACAUUAAGGCUGGCUUAUGAAUUUCGAAAAAUGUGUCUUGCGACAGAAGUGCGUAUUCAAAAUGAAUAUCAAUAUCAGGUUUCUGAUAACAAAAUCUCAGUUUUUGAACAGCCAAUUGUAAAAACAGAGCCUCUUUCUUUAAAUGAGUCCAAAUCAGUUGAGGUAAAAGUCGAGGAAACUUACUUAGACGAGGAUGAAGACGAUUGGCUAAGGGCCAAUGGUUACUUUAAUACUAAUUCUGACGAUAAAGAUACUGACAUUGACGACACAUUUGAAGAGACUGAUACAGCAGAAUCAGAUGCAUACGAAUGCAUCUCUCAUAACCCCCAGUUACAAAACUCAACUGAUGAAAGAAACAAUACUAGUGAUCAUACUAAUUUCGAAUCUGAUACAGAGAGCAUCAUUAGGAAAUCUUGUGAAAAUAUAAAGUUUUUGAAGGAACGGAAUAUUAUUCCCGAAAACCUCCAGUGUCACGUAACCAUUGAAAAAUUACCAGAAAGCUAUAGUAAUGCUGCAAUUGAAGAUACUUUAGCUACAAACAGUGAAAAUGAUGAACCGAAUGAUUUUUAUUCAUGUGAUCAGUGUGCGGGCAAAUUUUCAAUUUCUAGUUAUUGGGAACAUUUAAAGUACGAAUGUGUUCAUACAUGUGAAAUUUGCAAUAAACAACAUAAUGGUCAGUUUCAGCACUUACAACAUAUGAAAGAACAUAAAGAAACAGAAAGAAAAUGUUCUUACUGCGAUCGAGUAUUCUUUACCAAGAUGAGCUAUGCAAAGCAUCAAGUGUAUCACAAGAAUAGACUGUGUCUUGAUUGUAAUUUACAUUUUACUACAAGAAAGGAGCUUUAUGAUCAUAAGGAAGAACAUAAAAAACAGGAUAGCGUUAACAAAAAAAAAUUAGGUAAUCAGGCGACGCAUGUACAUGUUUCCACGCCUUCUACAUCCGAAGAACAGUUUCGUCGCAUAAUCGUAUCUGAAGAUGUUUUUGAGAAAGCAGUCAAAUCGUUUUCAACUGAUUUUUUUGACGAAAAACCACCCAUCAUUGAGAAAUAUUGCUGCUCAGGGAAUUGCAACUGUGCAAAUAAAAAUUUCAAGUAUGGUGAAAGUUCUGAAUCCUCUGAAGAAUUGCCUGGUAUUUUGCCUUUUAAAAACAAUGACAAUGAUUUACUAUUUGUCUCCGAUUCGGUUAGAAAAUGUAAAGAGAUCGCAAAAAAAAAUAUAAAAAGAAUUAUGUCACGUGCAGAAUAUAGAAAACGUAUACUAAAACAAGGGUUUUAUGGAAAUGGAAUAGCUUCUGAACAUAACUAUUGUAAACAAUAUUUUCUGCCCAAGAAGGAGAGGCAGAAGAAAAAGCACAUAAAAAAAUCAAAUGCGAUUCCUAAAAAUUCUAAUGUGGUAAAAGACUCCUUUAACUUAUACAACGUUUCUAACAUUAAGCAGACUCAAGAUGACAUCCUUCAGCAAGUAAAGAAUUCAGAAACGACCAAUACCGUUCAAAAUUCAAAUGUGGUGAUUGGUAAUAAAAUUAAUGAACAAGUUGUUCCGCCCAAUGAAUGUAAUGAUGAGAACGCUAAAAAGAGUUUUGUUGAAGAUGUUCAUAGAAAAUGUACUAAAGUUAAUCUCUGUAGACCGACUGAUGGGAAUGUCGCACAGGAGCAGAUAGACCUACCCUCGGAAGCGAAUAUGAAUCGUUCCAAAGAAAAUAAUGAAACCAGUUACGCCAAGAUACGUAUUCAAAAAGCAUCGACUGAAUCUUCAGGUAUUAAUAAUAUGUCUCUGGCUGAUCUUUUGAAAGAUACUGUCAAUGUCAAUUCUAAGGUUCGUCAGGGUGUCAAUUCCGAAAUUGUGACCCUUAAGGAUUUAUUAAAUGACUUGGACGAUCCUCCGACGUCUGUUCAUGUAGUCACCCCGUUUAAUGGAACUGUAACUAAUUAUAUAUUUCCAAACUCCACAGAUUUGACGAAACAAUUAACAAUUUUGCUUGAAAAUGGAUGUGUUCCUACUCAAAAACUACCAACCAAAAAAACGCGGCCGAAGAUAUUAAAGGAAGUACUAAAUAAAACUGUUGGUAAUAUUUCAACCCAAUCGCAAAUUUCUACCAAUAAUGUUGAACCUGUUGUUGAUAAUACACGUCAACUUGCAAAAUUACGAGCAGUGCCUGUCCAUGACGAUAAACUGCAAUCCAAUCAAAAGCCUUUAGUGCCAAUUGGAUAUAUAAAUGAUCUACAAACUACUGCAUUUAAUACUUCUGAAAUUUUUGAUAAGAAACCAAUAUUUUGGAAAUCGGAUGUAGCUUGCUCCGAAAUAGAUAAAUCAUUAUUAAAAACCAAUUCUCACAACGAAAUUCCUAAUAACGAGGAACAAAUAGAAUCUUCAACAAAUGAGUCAAAGUCAGUCAAAAUCGUCAUCUCUUCUAGUAGUCAGCACGUCGUUUCCAAUAUGAUAAUGACUACUCCUUUGAUAGCUGAUUCUUUUGCUUUGCAUAUACCAACCGGUAGCACAAAUAAUUUCGUCAGCACUCUUGCACCGAUCCUUGCAAAUAAUCAUUCGACAGAUUCACAGAAGGGUUGUUUGGAAAGUCCAUCAUCUAGCGAAUUAAAUAGUACACUAUGCCCAAAUGGAAAUUUGUUUCAAACUGCAUCAGUUACUUUUCCGUUAAUUGAAUUGAACACUUCCAAUAACCUUAAAAAUCCAGAAAAAUGUUUUUCUAAUGGAAACCCAGAUGAUACUGCCUAUGGUAGACCACAUAAUGAAACUAAUUCAGAAAGAAAUAUUGCUCAACGUACAACAACUUCAACAAAAGGGAGUUUAGGGAAUGAUUUUGAUGAAAUUAUAUCAAGUAAUAGGUUGUACCGUAAAGAGAAUGAUGUGGGGAGCUCAUCGCAUAUUGGUAAUAUUACCGUCAUUCAACCCACUACAAGUGGAACAAAUUCCAACGAAUUUCAAUUUCAUGCCACAAAAGACAAUAUUAAUAAAAUCAGAUCAUCUUAUUUAUCCACAAAAACCAAUGUAAAUGGCAUAUCUUCAACAAAAAAUUAUCCCAAACAAGAUUGCUCAUUAAAAUCGAUUGUUAAUACUAAUUAUACCCCUACAUUAACAAAUAUAGGACCUAAAAAUUAUAAAAAACAAUUGACACCUUUUUCUACUACAUUGCAACAUAUUGAUAAUAAAGAAUGCAGUAGUAAUCCACGUGAAUCUACUGUAAGUGUCAGUAAUGACUCAGUAUUAACAAACACAGCGCCUGCAAAUCAACAGAAAAAGUCAACACAUUUUCCUACCGCCUUGAAUUACGUUGAUCACAAAACAAGUAGUAUUAAUGGAAGUAAAACGACUGUUAGUGUUAAUAAUGACUUAAUAUUGACCAAAUCAGGGUCUACAAAAAAAAUAAAAGAACAAACUACUUUUCCUACUACGUUGAAAUACGAUUAUAGUAAAGAAACUAGUAGUAAUCCAGGUAAAUCUACUGUUCGUGUCAGCAAUGAGUCGACAUUGACAUACACAUCGCCUGCAAAAGAACAAAGAGAAUUAACACCUAUUCCUACUAUUUUCAAUUACGCUAAUAAUAAAAAGAACAGCGGCAAUACAAGUAAGUCGACUAUUACAAAUAAACCGACUGUUAGUGUUAAUAAUGACCCCACCCUGACAAACGCAUCAGCUGUAAAUCAAAAAAAAGAAUCGGCAUCUUUUCCUACUACAUUGAAAUACAGUGAUAAUAAAAGAUAUAGCAGUAAUACAAAUAAACUGACUAUUAGUGCCAGUAAUGGCUCGGUAAUAACAAAAGAAGAGCCUGCAAAUCCACAAAAAGAAUCAACACCUUCUCCUUCCAUACUGAAAUGUUUUAAUAAAAGCAGUAGGAGUAAUAUAGAUAAACCAACCGUUUAUGUAAAUGAUGACUCGAAAAUGGCAAAUGACGAACCUGGAAAUCAACAAAGAAAAUCUACACCUCUUCCUACAACUUUAAAAUUCAUUGAUAAAAAAAGCAAUGAUAAUAAUAACAAACCCACUGUUAAUGUCGACAAUGACUCGGCAUUGACAAGCAAAGGAUCUGCAAAUCAACAAACAAAAUCAUCAUCUUUUCUUACUUCUUUGAAACACGCUAUUAAUAAAAGAAUUUGUAGUGAUACAAAUCAACCGACGGUUGGCAUCAGUAAUAACUCGGAAUUGACAAUUCCAGCUUCUGCAAAUCAACAAGGGGAGUCAAUACCUGCUAUUGAUGAUGAUGUAACUUAUGUUUUGCAAUCCGAUACAGACGAUACCGUGAUUGAUUGUGACCGCAGAAAUAACGAUGUAGAUAAUGUAGUCGAUUUAACCGCAGAUUCGGAUACUUUUUCUGUAAAUUUCAAUUACAUAAGGGGUCAAAUGGAAGAUACUUCCCGCUGUGCUUCUGAAAAUGAAAUUCGUGUAAGUCAUAGUAUUAGAGUGAAAUCAUUUGCUAAAGAAAAACAUGGUGCUGCAACUGUUACUACCCAAAGCAGCGCAGAAAGAUCUUAUGAACAAGAAAAUCAUUUCGGAAAUUUCAGCUCAUCUCAGACAAUACCGAAAGCUCUCAAACCAGUUGUAUCAGUUAUCAGUCCACAAAAUGAGGUAGCAUACGUUCCUGAAACUUUUACAAAUGAAUGUAUAGAUUCAUUGUCGUGUAGUACAAAUUCUGAAAAUAGAAGCACAACAAACGUAGAUAACAUUCAAAAGAGGUCAGCCUCGGAAGAAAACGUAGGUCAUCCCACUGACGUUAUUUCAUUAGCUAAGCGCGAUUAUGAUAGAGAAAUUAAAAAAAUGUUUAAUUUAACUUUUAAACCUCUUUCGUCUUCAACGACAAUUCAGAAAUGUGACGUUCAGGAUAAAGAAACAGAGAAAAACGAAACUAAAAGUGAUGAAACAAAUAAAGAUGAGCAGAGCCAUGUAAGCAAAAUAAAUACUUCGUCAAAUGAUUGUAAAAUGGGAUCAAGAGAAAAUCAUCAUACUGACCAAUCUAGGGAUAACGAAACACAGCUUCAUUCAAAUCUCAAUAACAACUCUAUUCAUGAAAAGAAUGAAUCAUUAAACUAUAUUGAGAGCAGCAUGGUGUUUGAUUCAGAACAACGAUGUUCAACCUUUGAUGAAAGCACUCGUGCAUCAAAGCAUAAAGUGUAUGUUUUAAAUAGAAAUCCACUUGAUUUUAGCGAGCAAGCAGAUAAAUUGAAUUCAGAUUUAGUGAAACCGCUAGUUUCUAAAAGUUCCAGAAGAAAAACAUUCGAUAAAAGGGAAAUUUUGAAAAACGAAAAUACAAUUACAACUGAAUAUAGUGAUUUCGAUACAAUGUCGUCAUCAACGAAAGUGGAGUUAUUUGAUAGCGAAAACGUAAUGGAAACAAGUAAUGAUGAAUGUACUUCAGAAGCUUCUUCGAAAAACGAUGUCGAAUCUGGAAGUUACACCGCAAAACAAAAAGAAAAUAAAUCGUCAAAUCCAAAUGUAAAAAAAUAUGCCAUCAGUGAAAACUCAUUUACUUCUAACCAACCAGUAGUAGAUGAAAGAUUAUGUGAGCAAGCGAGUUCUAAAGAUUUAAAUGAACUUAGUGCAUCGAAUGAAAGUAAUAAUGCAACUCAGCUAAGAAGUUCUAAGAAUAAAUGUUUAUCAAAUGUAGAUUUUGAGUCGUUCCAUCGACAGUUAAAUACAGAUGAGUCGAAAAAAAUGCGUCUUUCUACUAAUGUGAAUUCAAAGUUAAAAAUACGUAGUAAGAAGUUAAAUAAUAAAAGCACGAGUAAGGAUAACAGUGAAUCAAAACUGGGGCAUGUUCAAGAAAAAUGUCCGUUUAAAAAAAUAGAAACUAGAAAGUCAAAGGGGUCUGCGAAUGCAAUUAUAGCACAAAAAAAAACCGACAGUAACGAGCCAGAGAUAGUUACUGAAAAUUUCACCGAAAGAAAAGGAAAAUUUGUAUGCAAAGUUUGUAGAAAAUAUUUCGAUUAUACAUUUCAACGUGAACUUCAUGAGUGUCAGAUUUCCUUUGCUCCUUCUCCCAAAAAAGCAGUAAAGGACACUACUUGUGAAAAAUGUGGAAACGUAUUUACAAAUGAAAUUUUGAAAAAUAUGCAUGUAUGCCAUAUCAGUAGGCCCUCUAGUAGAAAUGGUUGGAAAGAGUCAGUGAAAUGGACAUGUACAGUUUGCAAUAAACGAUUCAGCAGCUACAGACUACUGAAUAUACAUUUGAAUGAUGCGCAUGAAAAACUGGAUGGGGGUUUAACCAUGAGCACCUCUUCUAAAGCAAUACAGCAAUGCUUCUUUUGUAAAAAGUACUUCAAGAAUGGCAUUUAUAGAUUUUUACAUUUACUUCGUCAUUUUUCCUUUCGGAAACACAAUUGUAGAAAGAGUAAAGGAGUAUCACAAAAACAAACGGAUCACAAGAGGCAGUCCGGUAACGUAAGAAAGUACAGAUUGUCGGAACUUGCCGAUGUUCUUCAAAUUGGAAAUAUCAAGUUAAUGAAAAUUUGUAAGCAUAUGCAGAAAGAAGCGUUUUCGAACGUUUUAAAUAAAAUACUAAAUUAUCUACAUUUAGUGAGAUGCAGAAAAUGCAAUAGAAUUUCCGGAGGAUGGUUCAAUGAGACGUUACAAAGCUACUUUAUAAAAUGGAGAUAUUUGCAUAACAAACCAUUAAAUAGUAAAGCUACAAAUAACAGACGAAACUCAGUUAUAAAAGUAAGCCCUAAAAGUGAUGGAAAUUGCAGAUUGCCAAGAAUAGUUACUAACAGAAAAAUAAUCGAAAGAAAUAAAACAACAAAUUUUCUAAAACAAACAAACACAAUUAAAAGUGGGCCAAGCGUGAAUAGGAUAAUAAGUAAGCAAACACUUAUACGAGAACAAAUGCUAAGGGUAAUGAGUGAUCUUGGUUUAAGUGCAAAAGAAAUGAAUACCUUUACUUCAGACGCUUUGAAAAACACAUCAUGUCAAAAGGCAGGUUUUUCUAGAUCUACGGAAGAUGAAAAUGAAUUGUACAAUAAUUCGCCAUCUUCCGAUGAUAUGAAUAAACGACUGUAUCAGUUAUUUAGGGAAAAAGAUGAAAGUCCGAAGCGAGUAACUCUUAAAAACGAGGAAAACAUUAAUAAAAUAGAACAAAAUGUGCAAGUAACGCCAAAUUAUUCACAUCCUAAGCAACCGAUGUGUAAAUACUGUUUGCUAAAAUUUAAAAGUAAACUUACUCUUAAAAUGCAUAAAGAUACUCCAUUACAUAAACAAAAUGUUUCUCUUUUGCAAAAGUCUGAAAAUGAAAUUGAACAAGAGGUGUUGAAAGCUAUAGAUCAACCGCAGACUGUGGAGGACAUCAAAAGAGCGAUAAAGUACACCAUGAAUAAGAUUAAAAUGAUUAAAAAGUAUCAUUGCGAGGUUUGCAGCGAUUCGUUUAUUUCCAGAAAUCAGUUGGAAAUGCACAGAAAAAAACAUAAGAAGCAUGAGUUCCAGAUAUAACUUUUUUAAGCAAAACGUUAGGUUGGUGUUUACUAGAUAUGUAAUAAAAAUCAGUUAUUGUUUAUAUAAAACUUUUUAUUUUUAAUCAUAAACUGGUUUGUAAUUCGUAAAAGAAAAUCGAAUAAAGUUUGUGUUUGUGUG
Molecule: messenger RNA, 8398 nt
Organism: Agrilus planipennis (emerald ash borer)
Lineage: Eukaryota; Metazoa; Arthropoda; Insecta; Coleoptera; Buprestidae
Exons: 2
Coding region: 650-8257 (2535 amino acids)
Biological process (GO): regulation of DNA-templated transcription
Cellular component (GO): nucleus
Molecular function (GO): RNA polymerase II cis-regulatory region sequence-specific DNA binding; zinc ion binding; DNA-binding transcription factor activity, RNA polymerase II-specific
Source: RefSeq, a predicted model, not a curated record